AUGGCUGCAGCAAUGCCCGGGGACGAGAGCCCAUUGCCCGGCAACACUUCCAGGGCUGAUCGGAAUGGGAUAGGAUUGGUUCACUGUUUUAUUUGUGGAAGCGGCGUUUCGACCGGAAAAGAAUUGAGAUUACAAGUGAAAUAUCCGAAAGAGAACGGUCCGUUUUUCCCGUUUUUACAAAACCAGGAGCCAGCGCCGGGGGCAUGUGAAGUCAGCCUGGAUGGACACGCUAUAGUGUGCGCGGUGUGCCACUGUUUUCUGGGGGAGCAGUGGAACUCGUUCGAGCGGACUAGGACACCCAUAGAGAAGCGCAUGUACUGGCUAAAGAGGCCGUACCAGUGCGACUCUCGGCGGAUACCACAGGAGUGGAACAUCUCCUACGACCUGGAGCAGAGAAUCAGUGUCAGCAGCCAUAAUUACGACGGAAACGAGUCGGAUUUCUCCUCUUUCUCGGAAAACGAGAACAUGUCAGACCAAGAACUGGAUUUAGUGGACCGCGCCGGUGUGAGCAAGGAGAAGUGCAGAACAUCUGGCGGCAGCAACAGCAAAACUCCCAGAGACGGUAGCAGGAAGAACAACAACAGUGUUAUCAGUGUUAAAAACAGCCCCGACUCUCAACGGGCUAUCCGCUAUCCCGUGGGCAUUUACCGGGCACAGGACUCGCCGAAAUCAGAUAGCGCCAUGCCGCCCAGGCGCGGUGCUAAAAUUAUGAAUCAUGUCUCUCAAUCAUCAGUAUCUCUGGCCCAGUCCCAAGAGAUUGUGUCUCAGAGAUGCUAUGGCCAGCCCUCACCUCGACACACCUGUGCAGGACAACGGGAUCAUUAUGCGCAACAGGCAGUGGCUAGCGGAGGGGAAUGUCAGACACUCUGACCCGCACCCUCUCCAACGCGCUGCCGACAGCAGCUGUAGCGCAGCCAGGCAUCCCUCCCUCAUAUUCCACCAGAAGGGAGAGGAUCUAGCUGAAGCUGCCGACGAGCUGUCACCCGUUGGCGCCGCUGUCACCUCUAGGCGCGACGCAGCAGCCCCUAGAGAACGUGUUCUGGGCAGGUUUACCGCCUCUGACAACUCUGACAAUGACCACGAGAUCAACAUAACAAGUGACGACGACCGCGAGGUGUUUGAAGCAGCUGGCAGCAGCAGAGAGAGGGUAUUAGCCCUGCUGAGACCACCCAGGGACGCUGCAGGGAGGGUCAUUGCCAUGCCCCAGAGUGGUGCCAGUGGUGGUGCCCACAGGAGUACCAGUCCCGAAGAGUGUGUGUGUUACAUCUGCGGCAGUGGGCUGUGGCAGGGCGGGAGGUUCCGUGUGUGUGUGCAGAAGCAGGAGAGGGCAGCCAGCGAGCCCUUCUUCCCCUUCCUGUGGUUACACAGCCCUCCCCCUGGCGCUGUGCCCCUCACCCCGGGGGGCACCACCCUGGUCUGUGCCAGCUGCCACACCUCCCUCAUGCAGCAGUGGCAGGGCUUCCAGCUGGCCGACGUGCCCGUUCUCCAGCGCCUCUACGUGGUCCCCCUCAACCAGGGCUCCUCCACCCCUGCACUAGCCCCGGGCCACCCUCCCUGCCUCACUCCCCAGGAAAGGCACCCCUCAGAGCCCCCGGACCGCCUACCUAAGUCUCAGGCUUCCUGUGAGGCCUGUUUCCUCUGUGGCCAGGAGUGCGGGCGGGAUGUGAGGGUGGCAUAUGCACGGGCCGGCGUGGGCAAAGCCCGCGGUGCCAUGUAUUUCCCCUUCAUCAACCUGCUGCCGUGCCCACCUGGCGCCCAGGGAGUGAGGAACGGCCGGGUGCACUGCUGCCCUCCAUGCCACGCCAUCCUGGAGGAGAUCUGGGGGGCGUACCGCCUCAGCCUCAGUGAGGACCUCAUCACCUCUGUCACCUCCUUCCUGGGGAGGUACCAUGCAGCGCUGGCCACAGGGGGAGCCGGACUGGCUCAUUCCCAAAUGGGGGUGUCCUCUUCCUCCUCCUCCUCUUCCUCUGGCCAUGGUGGGUCUGUAUCAGUGUGUUACCUGUGUGGGGCAGAGCUAGGGGCCAGGGGGGAGUUCCAGCUCCAUGUCAACCCUCCCGGGCGGUGUGGAGAGAGAGAGCCCUUCUUUCCCUUCCUCACCAUCCACCCCCCCGCUCCCCGUGCCAAACCUGUCGACGCCACCGGCCUGGUGUCAGCCUGUGCCCUCUGCUAUCACGACCUGCAUGCCCAGUGGGCUCAACACGAGAGCCAGGGUUCUGCCACCUCCAGCUCUACAGCGCCAGCCCCAGCCUCCUCCACCCCCCAGCCAGCCAGCUCUCCCUGGGCCAGACAGUACAGCUGCGAGGCCUUUGUUUGCUUCUUCUGCAGACAAGAGCAGAGGCGUCAGGGGGGGCUGCGUGCGGUCACCGUGGCCAGGCUGCCCGUGUUCCUGUACGCCCCGCGCGGGCGCCGCACCCUCCUGGUGGAUGAUGGGGGGAAAUUGGUGAUUGGCUCAUGUGUGGAAUGUAAGGCCAUGGUGCUGGCGGGACAGAGCAUGCAGCAGGAGAGAGACAGGGACCGGGAGGGACGGGGAGACAGGAGGACAGAGACAGAGUCACCGCCACCUUCCCCUACAUCACGCCCCAGACACAAGGUAAGACACAAGGUUUCUCUCUUUUCACUUCACAGCUCCACAAGAGCAGUUUGUAUGCGAUCCGCGACACCAUGCUUCUUGGCUGAGGCACAGGGGUUUCCAGAAGUGUGCAGAUGUUUGAUGCUCAAAGUUGACUAUUGUGGGUGCAUUGUAUAUUUUAGUGGUGUAGUAUGCAUCGGUAGAUUGUGUGCUUGUUCAUGUCUGUUAGUUAGUGGUUUGUGUAACCUAACUGACGUUUGUGGAUUUUUUCUGUUAUAUAAGUGUGCAGGCUUUGUACACAUAUGUACGCCCAUGCCUGUGUCUGUGUGUGUAGGUAGUGUUUAUUAUGGACCAGUGCUCACUGCUGUUAUUGCUAUUCUCCCCCAUUAUGGGAAAGCUGCUCUGAAACAGUGAGAGUUGGAGUGUUCUCGAGUGUUAAGGUUGUGUGUAUGCGCACACCAGUGUGUGUGUGUGUUCCUUUAGCUCUCUGACUGGCAGGGAAGUGAGCAGUGUAGGCAGGGGCUCCGUACAGCACCGGAGCCCAUCAUCAGAAAAACAAACAUUUGGAUCAGAACUCUAACAGUAAACAACACAGAAAGACUGGGGGGAUUUCAAGGCCAAGACCUCAUUUUCUUCUUGUGUGUGUUUAUUUGUGUGUGUUUCUGCCCAAGUAUGUUUGUUUUUGUACUUUGUUUUGGCUGUAUACAGGAUUCCAUACGUCAGUGCUGUGUGUAUGUGCGUCCAUGCGAGGCUACUACAGAUUGUAUCCUUUAUCAGAUCAACUAGAGGGCUGAUAUCCACUAAUGAUACUAACAUUACUACUAACAUGAUACUAACACUAACAGUGUCAGGAACAGCUGUAGACUCUCUAUUAGACAGUGUUGUGUAAUGCUCAUAUCUGUUUAAUAAAUCUUGCUCUCUCCAUAUCCAUAGUAUCUGCUGCAGAGUGUAAAUAUGGAGCGGAGACUCAUCCUGUCAGUCUUACUGUAGUGUGUGUGUGUGUGUGUGUAAUCAUGCAGUGACUGAUUCAGUGCUGCUGUUAUUGUUCCUGUAAGUCCAGUCUAUGUGGUCCAGAUGGAGGUCUUCAAAGAACUAGACCUCCUCUACUCUCUCUCAUGAAUAAAUGAAAGGAAAAAGGAGAAUAGAACUUGUAGAUGAACUUGUUCCACAUCUGUAGCGAUAGACCCUGUUCCACGGAGGCCACAGCAGCAGUUACUGUUGCUACUACUUACACAACUGGUACCGAGAUGAAUGGCUCAAAGAAAAAGCAAUGUCCUCAACUGGUAUGCUCCCAUGGGGAUUUAAUCAGACGCACAAAAAAGACAACAUUUUUGAUCCCUGUUGGAUCUUUGUCAGGUCACGGUGAAACACACCUACUGAAAUAACCUCUGGAGCCGGGAUGGGCAACUCCAGUCCUCGGGGGCCGGAGUGGUGUCACACUUUUCUCCCAUCCCUAGCAAACACAGCUGAUAAACUAAUUGCAUUCUAAACUGAAGAUCAUGAGACAUAGCUGGGGCUUGGGCAAAAGUGUGACACCAAUCAGGCCCCCAAGGACUGGGGUUGCCCGUCAUCCCUGCUCUAGAGGCAUGUACAUCCAGUCAAUUGAAUACAUAUAAUACAUGAAUUGAAGUGUGUGAUUAAAGUGGGACUGCAGAUAGAGAGGAGGGAGAGAGGAGGAAGAGAGGAAGGAGAGAGGAGGGAGAGAGGAGGAAGAGAGGAGGGAGAGAGGAGGGAGAGAGGAGGAAGAGAGGAGGGAGAGAGGAGGGAGAGAGGAGGAAGAGGAGGGAGAAGAGAGGAGGGAAAGAGGAGGGAAGAGAGGAGGAAGAGAGGAGGGAGAGAGGAGGGAGAGAGGAGGAAGAGAGGAGGAAGAGAGGAGGAAGAGAGGAGGGAGAGAGGAGGAAGAGAGGAGGGAGAGAGGGAGAAGAGAGGAGGGAGAGAGGAGGAAGAGAGGAGGGAGAGAGGAGGGAGAGGAUACACUGUUGGGACUAG
Messenger RNA from Coregonus sp. 'balchen', 4558 nucleotides. The record is from the annotation of a GenBank genome assembly. NCBI's taxonomy places the organism in Eukaryota, Metazoa, Chordata, Actinopteri, Salmoniformes, Salmonidae.